AACUUCAGUCUUGUCUAACCAGUUGAAAGGUUCUAAUCAACAAACACCAUGCGUUUCCUCGCACUUUUCACACUCUGCCUGUUGGCUUUGGUCGCUCUCAGCACCAGCACCGAACCAGCUGCCGAACCCUUCUGCGCUUGCCCCAGGAAUCUGGAUUGGGUUUGUGGCAGCGAUAAUCGCUCCUAUCCCAAUGCCUGUGAGUUGGGCUGCUCGGCUCAACGUCAAGGUCGCAGUCUGUCCGUAGCCAGGAAAGGACAAUGCUAGAGGAUCGAGGCGAAUCAAAAUCAUUGUGGAUAUAGCUGUGACACAGAUUGUUGUGAAAUGUUAACAAAGAAACUAGAAUUGAAUAAACAAUAGAGACUUUUGCAAAUAGUA
Messenger RNA from Drosophila albomicans, 375 nucleotides. Its product is annotated as leech-derived tryptase inhibitor C-like. NCBI's taxonomy places the organism in Eukaryota, Metazoa, Arthropoda, Insecta, Diptera, Drosophilidae. Gene Ontology annotation, molecular function: protein binding. Bases 49 to 264 code for a protein of 71 amino acids. The transcript has a single exon. The record is from RefSeq and is a predicted model, not a curated record.